AAAGAAUACUGGCUAACUUUUUGAAGGAGAUUGAGGGAGCACAGCUCCCGCUUUGUGCCGCCGCCUAUGCACCUGAUGCGGAUAUGCCACAAUUGAGGGUGUAUUUAGAUUACUUUGUCUUGCUUCUUUUGGUUGAAGUCAUGAGCGACGUUUCCAAUGCCCAGGCAGGCCAAUUUGAUUUGGAUGACAUGAUCAACCUCUUGAAUACUUGUUCCGACAAUGAACCUUUCGACACAUCUAAGCAAGAAGACCCCUUGGUACAUCUCGCUGCAAAGUUUGCAAGGAAAUGCUUCCCUCCUCUUUCUGCCUUAUAUCGUUAUGAUGCAACUCAAGGUACCAUUUUGUACCUUCAAGCAGCUGCACAGGAAAAUCAUGAUCGCAUGAACACAUCAACCUUCACAGUAGACUCGUACCUUGCUCACCGCCGCAAAGUAGUAGCCAUACAUCCUGUUAUUGCUUUCAACCGGUGGAUGUCCCAAGUUAAGCUGAGCCCCGAGAUCCUGCAAACACCGGCUUUUGAGGGCCUACUGGAGUCGACAAUUGAUCUGAUUGCACUUCCCAAUGAUCUGAUUUCCUACAAAAAAGAGAAAUCACAAGGAGAAGACAUCCACAAUCUUGUAUCGGUAGCUAUGGUUGAUCCUGCCAUUCCAGUGAAGUCAGGAGACAUUCAGGCUGCACUGGAUUUUGCAGGUGUUAAAAUAUCAGAGGCUUAUCUUCGCUUUCAACAAUGCAAGCUCGAUGCAAUUGCACAGACCGCGCCUGGCGAUUCUGAAACGCGGUCAGAGAUAAUGCGCUAUGUAGAUAUUUUACUGAAGACCAUUGAUGGGAACAUUGUAUGGCAAAUUGAUCCUAGGACGGUACGCUACCAGGUCUUUGAGACCCCCGAAGAGCGCGCGCAAUGGUUGGUAUCAAUUUGCAUUUGAGGAUUGUUGAUAAAGGGAAUGAGGCUUGUGGUUGAUGAUUUGCAUGGAGUCAUUGGUAAUUGAUACAGGGGACUAAAGGAAAAUUACUUGGUUCCAUGCCAUGGUAUUACUUAGGAGAAGUUUUCCACGUAGUGUAUAGCACGAUGGACUAAAUGUCUUUAUCGACCAUUAUGAGAAUUGCAUUCUAAGAUGUACUCAUACGAUGGAAAUCAUAAACAUAUGCAGCG
Molecule: messenger RNA, 1150 nt
Organism: Lentinula edodes (shiitake mushroom)
Lineage: Eukaryota; Fungi; Basidiomycota; Agaricomycetes; Agaricales; Omphalotaceae
Product: isoprenoid synthase domain-containing protein
Exons: 4
Coding region: 84-923 (279 amino acids)
Source: RefSeq, a predicted model, not a curated record